This is a messenger RNA of Alosa sapidissima (American shad), 4076 nucleotides long. RefSeq names its product coiled-coil domain-containing protein 92. Bases 542 to 1417 code for a protein of 291 amino acids. The transcript has 4 exons. NCBI's taxonomy places the organism in Eukaryota, Metazoa, Chordata, Actinopteri, Clupeiformes, Clupeidae. The record is from RefSeq and is a predicted model, not a curated record.
AAUAGGGAGGUCCAUCGAUCAUAGGAGUGUGGGAGGAGUUGCUGCGUGUCCAAUCAGCCACUCCGCUGUGGAGAAAUCGUCUCGUGCGUUCCGGUCACGAUACGUUGUUGUCGUCCCAUCUUUGUGCACUAGGCAUCUGUAGCAAAGGAAACAGGACGUGUCCAAAAUAAGUGCGGAGGGAUGCGGAUGGUUCAUGGAGGAUUUAUGGAGGUUCUUUUUUGUGACAGUAUAAUGCUUAAUAUUUAGUCAUGGCUGAAACAUUCUGGUAAAGCAACGACACUAUCAUCAGAUUUUUCAGGCAAUUGAAGGUACACGGAUGCUGGGAGGUUGAUGUGCCAUUGGAGGCGUAUCGAUUGAUGCUGCGCCUCACUUCCUUGUACAGGCGUCUCCAAAAGGCAUCAUGCGACCAUCUUUUAGAAAAUAUUCUGGCUGUAGGAUUUCGAAUAUACUAAAUCCUUGAAUACACUGAACCAGUGAAUAAUUGUGAAGGACGCUGUCAACAAGAAAAGUGAUAGGCUACAACGGCAGCACACAGGCCAUCAUGGAGAGCGAUUCCUUGGCCCGACAGGUGGAGAGCGUGGAGAGGAGCAUCACCUUUCUGCGGCAGGAGCAGCUCACACUGCUGCAUGGCCUGCACCUGGAGAUCCUCAGCCUGGAGAAGCGCUGCACAGAGCUGACCUGUGAGCUGAAAUCGAAGCCACCAGGACGAUCACAAGCAGAUGUGCUGGAGGAGGAGGAGAUGCUGGAGGGACGCUGCAGGGAGGUGGAGGGGCGUCUGGCCAAGCAGCACAGCACCCUGGAGGAGCUGCAGAAGGAGCUGAGCCACAAGGGGGCGCUGGUGGGCGCCCUGAGGGCCAGCCUGAAGGACAAGGAGCGUAGCUUCCUGGAGGACCUGAAGAAGCACAGCCACCGCACCACCGUGCUCACCACCGAACUGCAGAAGCAAACGGAGGCCGCCACCUACCUGUCUAUGCAGCUGCACUCGGCUAGAAAGAAACUCAAACAUCAGCAUCAGCAGCAACAGCAGCAGCACCACCACCACCACAGGCAACGGGUCGCUCACCACGACCCUCAGGAACCCACGGGAUCCCCUUCACCUGGCCCCAGUGGCGUGGUGGCGAAGCCCAAGCGACGCAGCGGUGGCAGCAAGCACUCCGCGACGCACAUCCGGGCUGAGCGGGCCAGAGAGUGUGUGCCGCGCGAGAAGGUGACGGGCCCUGAGGAGCCCAAAGCCAUGCCCGACCCGGCACUCUUCUUCUACCCGCACAGACACAGGGCCCGGAGCCGCCAUGCGCUCAGACUGCCUCUGGAGGCCAUGGAGGAUAUGGUGGGUGCAGAGGUCCCAGACCGGGUGGCCCCAAUCUUGGUAGCGCCACCUCCAACUGCCACCAUUGCUGCUGAAAGCAAGGCGGAAUAAACAACCUGCUUUAAAUAACCACCUCUUUACAUUAUCUUAAGGACUGCUUCUGUUUAUAUUGUUUACCUCGGUCUUGCACCUUGAUGUAUUAUUAGAGAAUUGUUUGCAAUAUGAAUCCUUUAUGUUUGUAUGGUAGGUUUUAUGUAAUUUUAAAAGAUUUAAAUUUAUUCAAGGCAAUACUUUGGCCUAGAUUAUUUAUUGUUUAGACUGAUAUCCUGCUUAUUUGGUCCACAUGGUCAGCACAUGUCCAGUUCAGAGUUGCAGCUUCUUUCUCCUGUUUGUUGGUGACAUGACAGGGAGUGCUACAGGUCCUCAGUGACUCACAGCCUUAGAUUUCAGCUAUUGUGGUAAUAUUUACAAAUAAGACAAAGUCAAACUGUUUCCGAAGUACAUCAGCCCUCGGCCUGGCAUUACUGAAGAAAUAGAAUGUGUCUGAGGGCAGUAUCCGAAGAAGUAAGGUAGUAAUGGGCCUACUUCACCAAUUUUAUUAAUUUCAUCGGACAGUGCUCUCCAGCAAUUUAAAGUACAGUGUAGAUCUUAAGGGUUAAAACAAUAUUUCAAAAACAACCUAGCUCAUGCCUGAGUUCCGGCACAGUGCCUGAGAACUUUACAUUCUCAUUAGUGUGUGUACUCAUGUGCACCCAAGUGACAAACCUAUGACCUUGGAGAUGUUAGUUAGCACCUCAUGCUAACAGUGGACCUUCUGGAGCUCCUCUACAAUAGUCACAAUACCAACAUGUAACAACAGCCCACAAAACAGGAAAAAGUUGCACACUGUAAAAGUGCUGAUAGAAAAUUUAACAUGAAAUCAAUGGAAAUGGUGACUUGGGCAAAGUAUUCCAUUAGAUGAGCUGCGGCAUUAGAUGGGCUGUAAUUGGUUGGCACUAUUUAAUUGUCUAGACUCCAGGUGUGUUUAUGCCGGAGCAUUUACACACGUUUUCAUCUGGCGAAUUUGUUUGACUACGGAAAUCAGUGCAGCUGAACAUUUUAAAGUCAGUGUUUCACUCUUGCUAGAUUGCUUGUCUUAACUUGCUGUUUGUCAGGUAGUGGUUUGAACAGACAGUACAUUUAGUGUGGCCUUUUAUACAAAGCAGUGGUUACUAAAAGGCCAGCAGUAUCCUGCAGAUGUCCACUGAAUUGGCAAAAAAAUGUAUAUCUCACGGAAAGGCUCCUUGAUGAGAUACAACAGCAGUUCAAAACUGGGUGUGUGCAGUUUAUCACGUCAGCUGUAUGGGCUUGAGUAGAAGGCUGUUAUCCACUACAUUGGGUCAGUGUGUAGUGUGUAUACACAAAUACUGUUUAUGUAUGUGUGUCCCUGUGUGUUUGUGUGUUUAUAGUGAUAAUGGGAGGACUGCCCUCAGGGAUUAAGGACCAUACAGAAAAUUUGUUUAUGGUACCAUCAAUGCCAUUAAAAAAAAAAGCUUGCUACUACUCACUCUGUUAAACUUAUAUCUUAUUUGUUGUUACAGAGGUUAAAAUCCGCACUGCUUGGCAACUGUGGGCCCAGUGCACAAAUUGUCAUCUCAGGUAGCGUUAAAAUCUCCCUGUAAGCAAGUCCUGUAGGAAUGAAUAUGAACAGUUUCUCAUCUCACUGACAAAUUAUGCCCUCCAAUGGUUAGACAGUGCAAUAACAAGUCUCGACACAGACAAAGAUGAUAUGACCGCUCAUUUUUAUAGACAGCAGUGAAAACAAGUAUUCAAAAUUAUGUAUUUCAAAAGCUGGAUGAACAAGUAUGCAGGUCUGCAGUCAUUAAAUUAUAAUAUACAAUUAAUGCAAUUACAGAAACAAUACGAACCAUAACCAUCAGGAGCUCAAGUUGCAGAAUGGGUAUACAAGCACCAUUUAGGUUUGUUAUGGUUUUCUUAGACCAGGAUGUGAUCUUGUGCUGUGUGAGUGUGCUGAUCAAUGUGCAGUUAUAUAUGAUAGAACACAGAGCCUUAUAUACUCACUAGGCCGUAUAUACUAAUGUCAGUGAUUGUCAUAUCAGUUAUAUCCGUAUUACUAAAGAAAAUCAUUUUGAUACUACUUACUACACUAAUUAUGAUGUAGAAAUGCAUAAGGAUGCAGGAUUUUGUAAAAGUUUGUCAUGAUGUAAUUUUGGUUUCUUCUCACAAAUGAAAACUAGUUUUUAUUUGAUGAAAUCUGAAAUGACUGAUUGCACUGACUGACUGGAGUGUAACAGAAAGAGCAGGUGUCUUUUAGGACAGAGGAGCUGUCUUUCCACAGAUUGAUAUGUUCAAAUUAGGUCAUUCUAGGACAGGAAUUUUGAGUUGUUUUUACAUGUUGGCAUACGAAGUUCAUGUCUUAGGCUUUACGGUGUGUAAAAAGCAUUACAGAUAUUUAAGUGGUCUGGCUAUCCAGCUGAAACUAUUCUUUUUUUGGUAAACAAGUAAUCAGCCUGGUGAAAACAUCUCUGCAUGACUUGCACAAAGAAGGCACUAAAAUGGUUGCACUGUUUCUGAAGCUUUAUAUGCUCUUUUGCAGAUGUAGUUUUCUAUCACUGCUUUUAGUGCAAGCUCUUUGCAUUGAUUAUUAAGACUAAAUGUUGUAACGUUUUCCUUUGUUACAUUGUGUUUGAACGGUUUUUAGUUGUUUUUUUUCUUUACUGGGAGAUUUUUUUAAUGACCUCAAGUACCGUAUUUUCCUGACUAUAAGUCG